CGUCAUCUUCGCGCGACCUUCCGUUCGCCGUGUGUGGUCUUCUGCUUCAGGGUCCGCGUGAUUUUGCGCAGGGUAUCCAGAACCGUCCGGGUUUGGAAGCUGGCGGAGUCGAAUUAAUUGUCAGUGGAGCCGGGGUGUCUCGCGGACCGUUGGGGCCCAGCGAAGACUUAGGGCAGAAUCACUGUAAUUAUUUCUAUUAUCAUUCCAAAUUAUUGGUCCGUGGACAACAGUACAAUUAUAUGAAAUCAUGUCUGGUUAUAAGCCUGUAGCUAUUCAGGCAUAUCCUAUACUUGGAGAAAAAAUCACCCAAGAUACAAUAUACUGGAACAACUAUAAGACCCCUGUCCAGAUUAAGGAGUUUGGUGCAGUGUCAAAAGUAGAUUUUUCUCCUCAGCCUCCAUAUAAUUAUGCGGUCACAGCUUCCUCAAGGAUUCACAUUUAUGGUCGAUAUUCCCAAGAACCUAUAAAAACCUUUUCUCGAUUUAAAGACACAGCAUACUGUGCCACAUUUCGACAGGAUGGUAAAUUGCUUGUGGCUGGCAGUGAAGAUGGUGGAGUUCAGCUUUUUGAUAUAAGUGGGAGGGCUCCCCUCAGGCAGUUUGAGGGCCAUACAAAAGCAGUUCAUACAGUAGAUUUUACGGCUGACAAAUACCAUGUGGUCUCUGGGGCUGAUGACUACACAGUUAAAUUAUGGGAUAUUCCCAACUCCAAAGAAAUUUUAACAUUUAAAGAACAUUCUGAUUAUGUGAGGUGUGGAUGUGCUAGCAAACUUAACUCGGAUCUCUUUAUAACAGGAUCAUAUGAUCAUACUGUGAAGAUGUUUGAUGCACGAACAAAUAAGAGUGUUCUCUCUGUUGAGCAUGGGCAGCCAGUGGAGAGUGUCCUGCUUUUCCCCUCUGGAGGUCUGCUGGUGUCCGCAGGAGGUCGUUAUGUUAAAGUCUGGGACAUGUUAAAAGGAGGACAGUUGCUAGUGUCUUUGAAAAAUCAUCACAAAACUGUAACGUGUUUAUGUCUAAGCAGCUCUGGACAGAGGUUACUUUCUGGCUCACUGGAUAGGAAAGUGAAAGUAUAUAGCACAGCUUCCUACAAAGUAGUCCACAGUUUUGAUUAUGCAGCUUCAAUUUUGAGCCUUGCCCUUGCACAUGAAGAUGAAACAAUAGUUGUUGGGAUGACCAAUGGAAUAGUGAGUGUUAAACAUCGAAAAUCUGAAGUGAAGAAGGAUUCUCUUUCCAGGAGAAGAAGGCCUGCAUAUCGAACCUUUAUUAAAGGGAAAAAUUACAUGAAGCAGCGGGAUGACAUUUUGAUCAACAGGCCAACAAAGAAAUACCUAGAAUUAUAUGACAGAGAUCUGAAACAUUUUCGGAUUUCUAAGGCCCUCGACAGAGUCCUUGAGCCCACUUGUACAAUAAAGACACCUGAGGUUACAGUUUCCAUAAUAAAAGAGCUGAAUCGACGAGGAGUCCUUGCCAAUGCCCUUGCAGGUCGGGAUGAAAAGGAAAUCAGCCACGUUCUUAAUUUUUUGAUAAGGAAUCUUUCUCAGCCGAGAUUUGCCCCUGUUUUGAUCAAUGCUGCUGAAAUAAUUAUUGAUAUAUAUCUUCCUGUGAUUGGUCAGUCCCCUGUAGUGGAUAAAAAGUUUUUGGUACUUCAAGGACUUGUAGAAAAAGAGAUUGAUUACCAAAGAGAACUACUAGAAACCUUGGGGAUGAUGGAUAUGCUUUUUGCUACCAUGAGAAGGAAAGAAAGCACUUCUGUGUUGGAACAUACAUCUGAUGGAUUUCUAGAGAGCAAGAAGAUGGAAUCAUAGUGCUUGCUUAUAGGACAUACAAGAAUUUCUAACUUGGAAUAGAUCUGACUUUAUUAACUAUUGGAAAAAGAAUCCUUUUGAUACAUUUAAAAACAAUUUAUAGAAGCA
This is a messenger RNA of Nycticebus coucang (slow loris), 1912 nucleotides long. RefSeq names its product UTP15 small subunit processome component (gene UTP15). The transcript is spliced from 13 exons. The record is from RefSeq and is a predicted model, not a curated record. Gene Ontology annotation, biological process: rRNA processing; positive regulation of transcription by RNA polymerase I. Lineage: Eukaryota; Metazoa; Chordata; Mammalia; Primates; Lorisidae. Gene Ontology annotation, molecular function: protein binding. Gene Ontology annotation, cellular component: nucleolus. Bases 248 to 1804 code for a protein of 518 amino acids.